CUCUCUCUCUAACCUGGUAUACGUAAAGGAGAGGAGGCAGACCUGUCAAAAUUUUUCUCUUUUUUUUAAAAGUAAUAUAGAGUUUAGCACUCGCCACAGUCAUCGUCUGUACAUUCGGCGACAGCGGAAUUGGAAUGGAGCUCGCGAUGUUCGCCGGACUGGGCCUCCGCUCGUAGGAUACAGUUCCAGCCUGCACGAUUCGCGCCGCCCCUCUACCAAGCGGGCUUUGAAUUUCCAGCGCUUCCACGAACGGAGCGCGGCUUGCAGUGCUUGCACGUUGGCGUGGGCGCUGCGUGAGAGUCGCCCGAGAGAAUUCAACGAUGCGAGAGGAUAAUUAAACGAGGCGUCACUCGCGCUCUCGCCGCUAGCCGUUUCGUAGGGUCCGGUGCGACAACAAGUGCGGCUGGGACUCGCGGUCGAGCUCGCCUGUCAUGGAAAACAAGAGUAGCAACAAUUUCAUUAGUUACGUGGGACUGGAGGACCACGAGCUGCAGACCUUCAGCUCCAGUCGGCGUAAUUCGUUGAUCGAGCACAGCGUAAGAUUAUUGCCGGGGGAGGUUCUUAUCGCCGAGGCGCAAAGUGUCCUUAUGUUCUCGCCCGUCAGCGACCUGAACCAGGGCAUAUCUGGCGUCCUGUCGGUGACCAAUUUCAAGCUCACCUUCGUCACCAGCAGCGACUCCAACAGAGAGAAUGUCACUCGGCAACAAAACCACUUGUACGGAUACACGGACACUUGUUUGACGAAUAUCGACGAGAUUUACGUGACGGUGGGCGACAAGAAGAGAAAGCUAGUCCCCGGCAGUGCGGUACCGUCGAAAGUCAAAGGGAUAUUCAUCAUCUGCAAAAAUCUAAGGACGUGGUCGUUCUCCUUCAAAUUCUCACCUCUCGGGCACGGCAAGAAUCUUCUGACCGCGCUGCUACAUCACGCCUUUCCCAGCAGGCACCAACUGUUGUUCGCCUACGAUUACACAGAGGCCUAUUACAGUAGUCUUGACAAGAAUGUACAACUGUUUCGCGAUAUCGCGGACUGGCAAAACGAAUUGAAAAGAACAUUGCGCAGCGACGAGAUAAGGAAAGGUUGGCGAUUGUCCAUGGUUAACGCCAAAUUUCAGCUCUGUCCGAGUUUAUCGCAAUAUGUAGUGGUACCUGCGUCUGUGACCGACAGUCAGUUGACAGAUGCAGCUAGACAUUUUCAAGGUAAUAGACCGCCAGUAUGGUCCUGGACAAGUGCACACGGUGCGGCAUUAGUAAAAAUGUCUGAAUUAUUACCAACGAUUACAGAGAGGAUGCAGGAGAACAUUAUGUUUGAAAAUGUCCGUAAAAGCCAUCCUCAAAAGAUACCUCCGGUUGUUAUCGAAUUGAAUAAAGAAAUUAAUGUUAAGCUAGUAGCGGCAAGUUUCACUAAAUUCAUUAGCUUGUGCACACCAGAGAACAUCAGGCAGUUCUGGAUUCAAGAUAAUAAUUUUUACUCGCUGUUAGAAAACACAAAGUGGCUUAAAUACAUAUCGUAUUGCUUGCAAAAGACAGUUGAAGUCUGCGACCGCCUUAAUUUAGGAAUUUCCGUCAUCUUACAAGAAGGUGCUGCCAGAGACUUGUGCUGCGUUAUAUCGAGUUUAGCGCAACUGUCGCUGGAUCAUCACUUUCGUACUAUAGCAGGUUUUCAAUCGUUGUUGCAAAAGGAAUGGGUCGCCGGUGGCCAUCCGUUUUGCGAUAGAUUAGGCCACAUCGUGAAAGCCAAUUCGGAAAAGUCCCCGUUGUUCCUCCUGUACCUCGACUGCGUUUGGCAAUUGUGCCACCAGUAUCCAACGGAAUUUGAAUUCACGGAAACGUACCUGACCACGCUGUGGGACGCAGCGCACGUUUCCAUUUUCGACACCUUCAUUUUCAACUGCGAGAGAGAUCGGGCAGUGGCAGCUAUGGAUCCCAACACGCCUCUGGUGCUUCGUAGCGUGUGGGACUGGCGGGAGCAGUUCAACGACCAGGAUAUCUUGCUGUUUUACAAUCCUCUAUUCGUUCCCCGCAGUGCCGACAAGACGGUGAACAGAGCGUCAGUUGUGAGACCUUUGCACGCGAUCUCUAGUCUCGAGCUUUGGACGCAAUGCUACUUCCGUUGGAUACCGACACUCGAGAUUCGUAACGGCGGGCAGAGGCACGUCGAGCUUUACAUUAGGUUACUUCAGAACGACGUAAAUCAACUUGGAAUAAACGACAACCGCGUCUCGCCGGUGGACAAGGUCGGCACCUGCUCUCUUCACACCAACAUCGACAGCUUCUACCCCUUUAGUAACAACAGGUCGGGGAACACCGUCAGUGCGCCGAUCAUGAACAGCUCGAUCCUACUAAGCGAGAGUUUAUUAGACGCGCAAUCACUGAUAACAGCGACUGAUUGACAGAGUGCUGUUUCCACGGCAUUCAAAACGCGUACCUGAUUACACACCUUUUCCGUAGAAGCAACGCUUGGGAGGCUCUUUCGAAAAAGGGUUGUCGAAACGUUUGUAAAGGAAAGGGUAAUUUCCAGGGGCAGGUAUAUACAUACAAGUGUCGGACUCAUCAGUGGCGUUUCCCAGCGCUCGAUGUACUCCUGUAAACUUGUGUCGGAUAAUAGGAGCUUUAAAAUACGCGCCUGCGAGAAAUUCGUCGCGUCAUUGAGAGCAGCUAGGGUUCUUUUUCGCGUGAAACGAUAAAGAUCUUUAUAUGUAUAUCUUGGCGAGUAUUAGAAACGCAGUAAUAGCGAGACGUAGAGGGGAGACGGCGUGAUUUUAAGAUAGGAAGAAAGAAGAAACGUGUACAUAAAUCUCAAUGCGGAUGAAAGGGCGGUGUCUUCGAUUUUGUGUUCGGAGACACCCCCUGCACUGUUAUGAAUCGACAAAGUUUAUAAUUGAACGAAAAGUUUUUCGUUUAAUAUUUCGUAAGCGAAUAUUCAAUGUAUUGAGCGUAAUAUAUAUUUUUUUCAAAUUGA
This is a messenger RNA of Vollenhovia emeryi, 2959 nucleotides long. RefSeq names its product myotubularin-related protein 10-B. NCBI's taxonomy places the organism in Eukaryota, Metazoa, Arthropoda, Insecta, Hymenoptera, Formicidae. The record is from RefSeq and is a predicted model, not a curated record. The transcript has 10 exons. Bases 432 to 2390 code for a protein of 652 amino acids.